AUGUGUAAAACGGAGCGCGGAAAGUUAAACUUUUGUCGAACGAAAGUCGGAUAAUGUUUUCUAAAUCGAUUUCAGUAAUAGACGCUCAGAUGUCCUCCAUUAUUUUACGAAACUAAAAUAAUCGUUAUGCAGUAAAUAUCGAUACUAAACUAUCGUCUUUCUAUGAAGUACUAUGUCGUCCACGCAAAGCAAAAUGCGAGGAAGACCACCAAAAUCAAAAAACUCUUGCACCUGGUGCGGAGAGACCAAGCAACCCUUGAAAUACGUUCUCCCGACCCAGCAUGGUAAAAAAGAAUUUUGUUCGGAGACCUGUCUGUCAGAAUUCCGCAAAGCAUACGUGCGUGGUGCAUGUGUCCAGUGCGAUAAUGUGAUCAGAGGUGCGCCGGUCAGAUUGGAACAGAAGGAUGGGCCUACAAAAGAUUUUUGCUCGUCGUUCUGCUUGAACAAGCACCAGAAGAAGGAGGUCCAAACAGACACGAAAAAGAGCAACAGGGACCAGUCUUCGCCUGCGCCUUCCCUUUCACCGUCAGGAUUGCUUGCUGGGAACAAUGUUCCCUCCACGACUCAGUUUUCCAACCAUUCAACUGUUUCGCAUCCUCCGUCCACCUCCAGUGGUCCAUUCCAGUACGAAACAUACCAAACCUUCGACUGGGACCUCUAUUUAAAGGAAACAAACAGUCAAGCUGCUCCGAUCGAGUGUUUCAAACAGCAUGAAGUUCCAUCGAUCAAUGAGUUUAAGAUGGGAAUGAAAUUGGAAGCAUUGGAUCCCAGAAAUUUGACUUCGACUUGCAUUGCAACGGUUGUUGGUGUCCUAGGACCAAGAUUGAGACUAAGAUUGGAUGGAUCGGAUAACAAAAAUGAUUUUUGGAGAUUGGUCGACAGUAACGAGAUCCACCCGAUUGGCCAUUGCGAAAAGUCCGGUGGAAUGUUGCAGCCUCCGUUGGGCUUUCGUAUGAAUGCUUCCAGUUGGCCAAUGUUUCUUUUAAAAACUCUAAAUGGUGCUGAAAUGGCGCCUGCUAAGGUUUUUAAGCGAGAACCUAAAAUACCACGAUCAAACAUGUUCGAAGUCGGGCAUAAAUUGGAGGCUAUCGAUAAAAAAAAUCCACAGUUGAUUUGUACAGCAACUGUUGGGGCAGUGAAGGAUGAUAUGAUUCAUAUUACGUUUGAUGGUUGGAGAGGAGCAUUUGAUUACUGGUGUCGAUUUGACUCUAGGGAUAUCUUUCCUGCUGGAUGGUGCUUCAAGAGUGGUCAUCCAUUGCAACCGCCAAGGCAGAAAUCGACAGGGCCCAAUAGAUUUAAGUCGCGGACCAGUAACGUACUCCCAGUGAUGGCGAUAUCAGGCGGAGGAAGUAACGGAGAGCCAGCUGUGGCACUGGUAAGCCCUGCAGGUUCCAGUGCUCCGCCGCAGCCAGCCACCGAACCAGACACCAGUACGUCCAACACGAAACCACAUUCCAUAGAGAAUGUUACAAUUUAUGUAAACCAUAAUUGCACAUGUGGUCCUUACUUUGAUCCUCGUAAAGUAAAAGCAAUGCCAGCACAGUUCGGCACCGGUCCCAUAUUAAAUGUAACCAGAGAUAUAUUUCAAGCUUUCCUGAUGGCAGCAAUGAGUCCAAGACAAAUGCUAAGCUUAUUAAAACGUGGUGAAGGAGAAACCGUGAGCUUAAUUUUAGAGAGUAAACCUACUUCUGUUAGGUUACCAAUAUUUAUGGAGGAAGAGGAUUUUUAUAUAUACGUUAGGCGACAACUGGAGGACCUUUGUGCAUGCGAGCAUCUCUUGUUCAGAAGGAAAGAGCCGUGCAAUAAAUGCCCGAAUGCUCAGCAACCACAGUCCACGAAUACCGAAGAAUCAGUUAACGGUUCUGUGGUGAUUAAUAAUACCACGGCCGAGAAAAGAAGAUGGGGGUGCCAGAAUCAGCAAACGUUGUCAUCUAGUAUCCAACAGCAACAGAUACAACAAAAUACUGUGACCGGUUUGAAUAAUUCUACGAUUUCCGCGGCCACCGCACCGAAACAACCCAGGAAAUCUGUUCCAGAACUGGAAGCUGCAACAAGCACAACACAGUCAGAAAGUUCCAUGAACCGAACAGCUUCCGUUGAGCCAGCGGAGUGGACCAUCGAAGACGUGAUUCAUUAUAUCGGUGUGACCGAUCCCGCAUUGGGACAGCAUGCAGAUUUAUUUAGAAAGCACGAAAUCGAUGGAAAAGCCUUGCUGCUACUAAAUUCGGAUAUGAUGAUGAAAUAUAUGGGAUUGAAGCUCGGUCCAGCAUUGAAAAUCUGCAAUUUGGUGAAUCGCAUAAAAGGUAGAAGACAUAUGCUUCUAUGACUUUAUCGACCAUCAAAACGCAUGUAUAGUCGGUAUAGCAGUCAGAUUGGGCCACGAAAAUUCAUAAGGUCUAAGGUCUGCUCGUAUACGUUCCGGCUCUGAUACGCCUCGGCGCCGCUAGAUGACAACACCAGAUCAUUUAUUGCGGGAACUAGCAUAGUGCUCGUGCCUAGGUAUCCUAAGGCUACAUUAGGUUGAGCCCUGAGAGGUAGGCAGUUGCAGCGACGAUGUUGCCCAUUUUUCAAGCUAGGUAUCUCUUAGCCAAUCCUAUUCGAGCACUGACUCGUGCCGUGUCUUGUCCUUUGCUACGCGCGUUGCUAUUCUUUUCUAAGUCGUCGAAACGACCAUUAUCUCCAUUGUAACAACGAAACGAUUACCUAGCGACGAAUCUUAUUGGAAGUUGUUG
Colletes gigas is the source of this 2732-nucleotide messenger RNA. It is a transcript of the gene Scm, whose product is annotated as polycomb protein Scm. Gene Ontology annotation, cellular component: nucleus. Gene Ontology annotation, molecular function: protein binding; zinc ion binding. Gene Ontology annotation, biological process: regulation of DNA-templated transcription. The record is from RefSeq and is a predicted model, not a curated record. The coding region runs from base 173 to 2326 and encodes 717 amino acids. Lineage: Eukaryota; Metazoa; Arthropoda; Insecta; Hymenoptera; Colletidae. The transcript has 9 exons.